This is a messenger RNA of Syngnathoides biaculeatus (alligator pipefish), 1395 nucleotides long. It is a transcript of the gene qtman, whose product is annotated as glycosyltransferase-like domain containing 1. Bases 96 to 1274 code for a protein of 392 amino acids. Lineage: Eukaryota; Metazoa; Chordata; Actinopteri; Syngnathiformes; Syngnathidae. The transcript is spliced from 10 exons. Gene Ontology annotation, molecular function: glycosyltransferase activity. The record is from RefSeq and is a predicted model, not a curated record.
AAAAGACCAAACCUCGCCGCACGACGUUACGCGUCAAUGACGUCGUGUGAAGGCGACGACGACAACAACAACGACGACGUCGUCACGCCAGCCGAAUGGAGCCACAGGCUGCCCGGGUCCUGCUCUUGGAACCCUUCUAUGGGGGUUCCCACAAGCAGCUGCUGGACCUGCUGAGUGCCCACCUGGACUCCAGCGCGGCCUUCACCAUACCCGCCAAGAAGUGGCACUGGAGGGCGAGAACCUCGGCGCUCGACUUCAGCCUCAACGUACCCGCCGGCCCCGCGUACAGGGUUCUGUUCUGCAGUUCGGUUCUGAACCUCUGCGAGCUGGUGGCUCUGAGACCGGAUCUCGCCUGCUUGAAAAAGGUUCUGUACUUCCACGAGAAUCAGUUGGUGUAUCCUGUGCGCAAAGAUCAGGAUCGGGACUUCCAGUACGGAUACAACCAGAUUCUUUCGUGCCUCGUGGCCGACGCGGUGGUCUUCAACUCUGCCUUCAACAUGAACUCCUUCCUGUCGUCCAUCGCGUCCUUCCUGAAGAAAAUCCCCGACCGACGGCCCCGCAAAGACGUGGCCCAGCUCAUCCGGCCCAAGUGUCGCGUUCUUUAUUUCCCGCUGAACUUGGCCGACGUCACCAGGCUGUUUCCCAAAUACAAACUCCGGUGCGGGCUCACAGGCCCGUCUCACACCGAUGACAUCAUCACCGCGCAGGCAGAUGGCACUCGGCGAUCUGGUUCGGAGUGCCGUCGGGACUCUUCUGGGAAGCCUCUGCACAUCGUUUGGCCUCACAGGUGGGAACAUGACAAGGAUCCUGAGCUGUUCUUAAGCACGAUGGUGAAGUUGAAAGAAGAAGGACUCAACUUUCUGUUGUCUGUACUUGGAGAAACAUUCACCGAUGUUCCAGAGGUGUUUGCAAACUGUCGCCCUCUCCUGGACGCACACGUGCUCCACUGGGGUUUCCUGGAGUCCCGAGAGGACUACGUGAGUGUUCUGUGCCAGGCUGACGUGGUCCUGUCCACCGCGCGACACGAGUUCUUCGGAGUCGCCGUGUUGGAGGCAGUGCACUGCGGCUGUUACCCUCUAUGUCCCAACGCUUUAGUUUACCCUGAAAUCUUUCCAGCCGAAUGCCUGUACGCCACCCCCCGGCAGCUUCUCAAGCGCUUGCGCAGCUUCUGCCUCCAGCCGAGACGCGCACGGGAACACGCACUUCAGGCGGACGUGUCGCGUUUCUCGUGGGACGUCCUCCAGGGGGCUUUCCAAAGUCUGCUGAGCUCAUGAGCGGCCCAGCGGGCGGGAAACAAUUUUUCUUUCCAUUGAACGGCUUCCUGUUUGAUCCGAUGAUCACCUUUCGACGUGAUUGGCUGGCUAAUAAAGAAGAAUGGGAGUGUUUUUUUUUUUU